AUGAUAUUAUUCGUCAAUGAUUGCAAUUGCCGUAUAUGGCUUCCCGUGUUCUCACUCCACAAUCCGCAUUCGGCCGCCUUCAACUCAUUGUACAUUCUUGAGAUCAUUUGCUCAUUAAUCGUGUGCGGAUUAGUCAUCAAAACGAUUCGCGCGGUUUAUUCAAGUGUCGUGUUUCAUCGAAAUUUGAAUCAUAUUUUGAUGUGGGACAUUUUUAUAUGGUUCGAGUCGCUUCUAUUCAAAUUUAUCUCGUUAUUCUAUGUCAGCGGAUUCGUGCCUUCAGGAGUCGCCGAGAAUCACUCGCAAUUCUGGUAUUCCGACGACGCAUCGCUAUUCCCGACGAUCGAAACCCUCUCAAAUAUUCAACCCCUCAAUAUCGCCUGCAUUCUCCGAUGGCACUACCUCUACACAAUCACCACAUUGUUAUUCUUCCUGGCUUCCGAGAGACUAUGCGCUUCAUUUUUUAUUUUAGAUUACGAGAAAAAGCGACGUAGUUAUAUUUUCUAUUCGCUUUUCGCAUUUUCCAAUGCGUUCACACUACCAAUGACAUAUGUCACAUUUUUUAAUUUGGCCUCGUUUUGUCCGCUGUUCUCGAUUCUUGUGGCUUCGAAUUCGAUCGCGCUUGUGAUGUUCCUGUUCAACCGAAUAUUCAAUAAAAAGGUUAUCAAGAAAUUCAAUAAUUGCACCACAACAUAUUCAUUGGCAAUGCGAUUUCAAGCAAGGGAAAAUCUCAAAGCAGCCAAGCUAAUUCAGCGCAUAAUAAUUGCGGGUUUUGUUUUAUUAGCAUUCGGCUUCAUCAUCAUAGCAUUCAUCGUAUUCGAGUGGAUUCCAUCGCUCAAAUCAAUUAAUGUAUUUUUCUUAGAAAUCGUCGCUCACCUCAAUCCGUUAUUUCUGUGCCCGCUGGUGCUGCUCUCGAUGCACAAAUCGGACACGGCGCCGCUCGGCUCAAUUCAAGCGAAGAUGUCAAGUCAAAACGAGGUCGAUAUUUAUUUCAAACAAUUGAAAAACGCUUGGGAAUGA
Caenorhabditis bovis is the source of this 1017-nucleotide messenger RNA. The record is from the annotation of a GenBank genome assembly. Lineage: Eukaryota; Metazoa; Nematoda; Chromadorea; Rhabditida; Rhabditidae.